UCCACAGCACGCUCGAUGUGACAUGGAAAAUACGGACGUGGUUUCGAAUUGAAGUCAGUAUCGCAUAGACCGUCUUCGGGCAUGUUGCAAUUACGCGUCGAUCGUCGCUCGUUUUCUACGUCCGUGUGACGUACCUACAGGGGUCGUCCACCCUCUGGCGAUUGUUUCCGAAAGGAGGGGGGAUGUGUUUCGGUUUUUGGGGAUAUAUUUCGAAUUUUCUCGUUGGUGUUUUGUUUGGGGGAGGGGUGUACAGCGUUAUUUUGGCAACAACAGUAACAUUGUGAGAAGAAGUCGGUCUGUGAUACAGAGUGGAUUAAGAAAGAACUGAUACUACAAGUGCCUUCACAGGUGUCGAACCAAAGAUUUUUAAAUUGAAAAUUCAUCUAAUGAAUGUACUUAGUGUGUGUGAUAUAAUCUAGAUUCUAGACAGCAACUUUUGUGAUAAUUCCAUUUACGAAGUACAACAACAAGGACCAACCGAAGCUUUAGAGACUAUUAUACCUGUAUGCAGAUACAUUUAUUUAUUUUCGUAAUCGAUAUGAUGGACUGAUUGGGUGUAUCGCGUUUUUUCGUAUAUGCCAAAAUGGUCGUGUUACAAGAUAGCGGUUGUUCGCCUCUGCACGCGCCCACAGCAUUCUUCGACCCUUUGGAUUACAGACACGUGACCGCUCGACUGAAGAUGGUGCCGAAACGUUACCUCAGCAUCCAUCCGUACUUGACGCCGUUCUGUGCCAAGGAUCUCAAAGCACAAAUCCAACUCUUCCGAUCUCAGCAAUCCCAGGCCGCCACCCCGACCGCCGCCCAACUCCAGCUGCUCCAACAACAACAGCAGCAACAGCAGCAGCAACAACAGCAGCAGCAACAAUACCUCGCAGCGGCGGCCGCCCAACAGCAGUUCCCCCACCAGGCCGCCCCCUAUCUGGUGAACGCCGCGGCCGCCCAACAGGAGCCCGCCUCCUACCUGAUAACGGCCGGCGUGCCCGCCCAAUACUAUGGGGCGGUCGGGCCGUGGGUGUAUCCGGCGCCGCCCGCCAAUCUGAUGCAGCAGGGGGCGGCAGGUGGUGGGGGCAGGAGGCCGUUGACGCCUAACGGGACGGCCGAGGCGCAGCAACAGGUGCAGUCCCAAGUCGCCGGCGGCUACAUCGUGCCCUACUACGACCAGACGGCCGCCCCCAUCCUGAUGGCGCAAGGCGCCGCCGCCGCUGCCGCCGCGAUGCGCGCCAACGGCACUCCCAUGCGAUUGGUCAGUCCGGCGCCCGUUUUAGUCCAGCAGCAGCCCUCUGCGGCGCAACAGGCCGCCUCCAGGCAGACGCAGGUGGCUGCGGCGGCAGCGGCAGCGGCGGCUGCAGCGGCUGCGGCCGCCUCGCUGUACUCGCAGCAGCAGCAGCAGGGUGUGGCCCAAGGUGUGGGUUCGGGGCUGUUUCAAACGUUGCACGCCGCACCGCCAUCUGCCGCCGCUUUCGGCAGCUCGUCGCUAGGGAAUAUCGGCUCAUCCUCCACCGCCAACUCCUUGCAUACAGGUAGGAUAGACAAUUUGGCUGGCCUCGGCUUGACGACGACCGCCACCGCGCGCCGCGACUCCUUCGACCGCAACACCUCCGCCUUCUCUCCCUCCUUGGAGUACCGCCAAAAGUGGCCGACCUCCUACAACCUGGGCGGCAGCGCCAGUCCGCUGACGGGCAGCCUGACGCCGCCCCCACAGCCAGCGGCUGCCCCCCUACAGCUGGGCGGACUGGUGAAUCCGCGCGUGCUUUCGGCCGCCCCAGGGGCGGAAGCCAAGUACAGGAGUUCCUUGGGAGGGGCGACGGCCAUUUUCGGCUCGACCAGCUCGUUGUUUACCAAGAUCAAUUCGACGUUGACGGCGGCGGCGGGGGGAAAUGUGGCUGCCGGGGUGGCCGGCGGCGGGUUGGACAAGGGGCCGCAGGGCAGGUCAAGGGAUCUGGCCAAUCACAUCGUCGAAUUCUCGCAGGACCAGCACGGCUCGCGCUUCAUCCAACAGAAACUCGAACGCGCCACCGUCACCGAAAAGCAAAUGGUCUUCAACGAAAUCCUGUCGGCCGCCUACAAUCUCAUGACGGACGUGUUCGGCAACUACGUCAUCCAAAAGUUUUUCGAAUUCGGUACGGCCGAACAGAAAACGACCCUCGCCCAAAAGGUGCGAGGGCAAGUGUUGCCGUUGGCAUUGCAGAUGUACGGGUGUAGAGUUAUACAGAAGGCGUUGGAAUCCAUACCGCCCGAGCAGCAGCAGGAGAUCGUUCGAGAGUUGGACGGUCACGUGCUCAAGUGCGUCAAAGACCAGAACGGCAAUCACGUGGUGCAGAAGUGCAUCGAGUGCGUCGAUCCUAACGCUCUACAGUUCAUCAUCCAGUCCUUCUCCGGUCAAGUGUACACCCUGUCGACGCACCCUUACGGCUGCCGGGUGAUACAGCGCAUCUUGGAGCAUUGCACGGCCGAUCAGACGACGCCGAUACUGUCGGAGCUGCACCAGCACACCGAUCAGCUCAUCCAAGACCAGUUCGGCAACUACGUCAUCCAGCACGUUUUAGAACACGGUAAACCGGAAGACAAGUCUCAGCUGAUAAACAGCGUGAGAGGUAAAGUGUUGGCGUUGAGUCAACACAAAUUCGCCAGUAACGUUGUCGAGAAGUGCGUAACGCACGCGACGAGAGCCGAGAGAGCUUUGCUCAUCGAAGAAGUUUGCGGAUUCAAUGACAACGCUCUGCACGUGAUGAUGAAGGAUCAGUACGCCAACUACGUGGUCCAAAAGAUGAUCGACGUGAGCGAGCCGACGCAACGCAAGGUGCUCAUGCACAAGAUCAGGCCGCACCUGAACUCGUUGCGCAAAUACACGUACGGCAAGCACAUCAUCGCCAAAUUGGAAAAGUACUUUAUGAAGGCGCCCGGCAGUUUGGGCUCGUUGGGGGGAGGAGUGACGGGGGAAUUGGGGCCCAUCGGCCCGCCCACCAACGGGGUACUCUAAAGUGCUCACUUGCUGAUUUUUUUUCUCCUCCUUCUUUUUCUCUUCAUCUCUCCUCCUUCUUUGUUUUUAUAAUUGUUAUUUUAUUUUGACGGCGAGCCGCGCUGCCUGUGCGUUUUGGUAGCGCGCGCUACGUUCCAGUAUUUACUUUUUUUUUUCUUCUCCACAUUUUUUAUCAUUGAUUUUCGUAUUUUUUUUAAUCAUGAUAAUUUUUUUUUUUUCGUAAGGUUAGCGUUAGCUUAGGACUUAUCGUGUUGUAUACCUACAUCCAAGAAGAAAACAAACAAAAAAAAAAAAGGAAAAUGUCUCUGUAUUAUAGUUGUAAUUUAUGUAAUUUGUCAAAUCAUCGCGUUGAUUGGCUUUUGUUUUAGCAUGGAUGAUGAUUUAUUUUUCUUGGUGAUUUUGGAUAAAACAAAAGGCAAUUCCGAUCAACAUGCAUGUUCACAUUCGUGUCCCCCCCUUUCACCCCCCCACCCUUUCUCCCCACCAACAACCUUACGAUAUCGUAAAGCUUAGAUGGUUGUGUAAAAAUUUUUUAAGGAGCGAAUCUCACGGACAUUAUUUCGAACAGACGCAACAUUAACAAAAACUUGAAAUUGUACAUAAAACAAAAUAAUCAAACAAACAGCGGUACAGCAGAAAAUUGCCUCAAUGCUUUCCGAUUUCUAACAAACAAAAUUCAUCAAUAAUAUUGAAAAUCAGUCUUGACAGUCAGUUGGUAAAUGAUUUGAAAUAGUCAAGAAUUAUUGUCAUCCUAUCGAUUUUGAAUGUUUUCACAAACAAUUCUCGCUCUAUACUCUGUACAACUUUAACACUUGGUAUGAAUCUUCGUUUCACUCUUGAAAAUAAUGUUUCAAUCGAAAGUAACGACAUUGACCUGAAGAUAUUUUUUCGUAGUUAAUUUUUUCAAAAAAUCGUUUGAACAAAUCAUAAAAAAACAUGGACUUUUCCAUUAUAAAUGCCCUUGAAUAAAAUAAGAUUUGAAAGAAAUCAAGAUUUGAACAAACUCGAAUGGGCAUUUGUUUCAUAUACAGGGUGGUCCAGAUUGGCUGUCAUUUGAAAGGUGAUGGAGACCAACUGAACCAUUUUCAAAAAUUUCCAAUUCGGUGGGAAAAUGAAACAAAGAUUCACACCGAUACCGUAAACGUUGCACUUUCGGUAUGGAGUUUUUGUGGACGAGUUGUUGACGUAACUUUUUUCGAAUUUAUAGAGUCGAGUUUUUCACCUUAGACACUUGGCGUUGCAUUUAUCUUUAGGGUAUUAGACGUUUCAUCGCUAUCGAUAGGAGUGUUAGAAAAGUGUAAUUACGGCCUCGGAUCCCGUCGAUUUUGAGAAAUACUUCACACGCCAUAAUUUUUUAUCGUUUUUCGGACUCGCGUUUCGUAACUAUUCGGGUGUCCAGCCUUCCAAACUGUAUAAAGUGUUCAUUUCCAAUAAAGUCGCAGAGAUAUAUUUACUUGUCGAGAUUUAUUGUAAAAAUUUUUAUGGAGAAACAAUUAUUGUAAGAUAACAAAUUGACUUUAUGUAAAUAUUAAUUUGUAAAAGUUGUAUAAAAAAAAUGUAUUAUUUUUCAUCCCUUUCAUUUGUAAAUAGUGAAGUAUUUGUUCGGAAUUGAGUGUGGAUUCAGUCGAAUAUUCGAAAUCUUUAGAUACAUUGAAGGAGCUGUUAUUAAUAUUAAUAAUAGUGAUUAUAUUUAUAUAUAAAAAAAAACAAUGUAGAACUUGAUGGCACACAUUUCCUUUUUAUCAACUAAUACACACACGAAGCGUUUUAAUAAUCGUAAAGGUUUUUCUCUCAAAUUCCAUUUUAUUAAUAUUUAAUGUUGUAUGGUAUAAUUUCAAAUGCAUUUAUGACUGUGUUUUCGAGCUACUUUGUAGGUAAUGUUUGUAUCAUUGUUGUUUAAUAUACACACACAAACACACAUACACACCGUUAACCGAGAACAUUGACAGUUGUGGGUAGUUUUUACACCGUCUGGUGUUGUAAAUUGACAAACGAUAACGUUUUACAAUGAUUUUUAUGCGGCGCGUCUAAGUGGAUUCCGAUACAAACGAUUUAGUUGCAUUUAAAAAACAAUUCUGUAUCAGACUUGAAUGAUGGUUUUAUUACAUUUUGAAGGUAUUAAUUUCGAAAUCAACAAUUCGUUUGUACUAGAGAUGUAUAUGAGACACACUGUAUGACUGACCAAAAUUUAAUAAUUUCACUUAUUAUACAUACUAUUUUAGUUUAAUUAUGACAUAAUCGUUAUACUGAAAUUAAUUUCAGAGUGAUUAUUCUUUAAUUUCGGAAAUGUUAAUUUAUUUAUUUUGAAACAACUGGAUCAUGUUUUUCGAUUAUUUAUUUAUUUUGUUUUUGAAAUUGAUUCGACAGGACACUGGACCGUAAUAUUUUUGUUUUGUUUUUUUUAAUUUUAAAAUCAUCCGAUGUGUAAAAAUUACACCACGCGAGGGCCCAACGAUCCCAGUGGUCUCCGAUACGUGUACGAAAUAAUCUCACCGUUUUUUGUAUUAUAUUGUAAUAUAGUUUCGUUUUCAUAGCAUUUCCGUACCAAACACAUGAAACAUGCCAUUUCGAUGAAGGUUCCAACGUACACUUAUCGGGGAAAGCUAAACACAUGGCAUCGACCAACCGAAAUCGUUGAAAAUUUUCCGUCAUCUUUAAACUCCGCCAUCUUGGAAGCUCCGCUUUAGUUACGUACUCCGAUAACAUUUCCAUCAUAUCUGGUGAAAAAAAAUGGUGAGAUUUCAAAUUCAAGAAGUUAUUGUUUUUGUUUUCCCAAUGCGACAUUUUUUUUCGUAUGCUUUGUUUUUGACUGGUUGGUGUUGUUUUGAGGUCCGACAGAGUUUUUCAGCGAUUUUGGUAAGAGUUACUGCGAAAACUAAUGCACAUUCAAAAUAAUAGACACCCACAUUUUUCUCUCCCCCCACUCCGCUAGUGAUAUGUAUAUAUAUGAUAAUAUGCGUUAUAAUCAUUCUCAAAUUGUAUCACAUGUAUUUAUAUAGAAGAAAAAAGAAGGUGUUUAAUAGUGUAAUAAUGUAAAAUAAUCCAAUUUUGUACUUAGAAAUUAUUUGUAUUGUAUUUUAAUCAUGUGAAAUAUUUGGGUUCUUGGAUUUCCGUCUGAAUUUUUCCGAAUAUUCGAAAUUGAUGCUUCUGCAACAUCCAAUCAGAAAUGAAUAUAGGAAUAAUUAUGCAAAUCCAAAGGAAAAACUGUCUUAUAAUGGAUUUUUUUUACAGCUUGAUAGUAUUUUUGUAUAUCUAAAAAAUUUCAGGGCAUUUGGAGAAUAUUCAGACGGAAGCCAGGUCACUCGGUUUUUUCUUUUAAAUAUAGUGCGGUGGAGAGUAAAAAGGCGAGAUGGCCACUUUUUCCAAAAAAUGGCGCAGACUGAUGUAAAGAUACUAAUCGAGAUGUAAAGUGUAAAUUCCGUUUUUUGGUUGUCACGUUGUAAAACUGUAUAAUACAUGUGUAAAGAAAAAAUAUAUGAGAUCCGUUACAUUGUAAACUAUGUAAUUUCUAAAUUGGAACAGUCUGUUUGUUUCUCUUUGUAUUUUUCGCGGCGACGAAUCGCACGCUUCUAGGGUAGCUGGACGGGGAUCACUUACUUGUGCUCCGAGUUUUUUGGCCGAAAUCUUCUCUUAUCCAUCCAAAAAAAUGGAAAAAAUCACCGGACAAAUCUCACGGAAGGACUUUCCACACACGAUUAUACAGGUGGCAUCAUGAAUACCUACCGGACUUGGAAGAUCGCAUAGGUCCACUUUUCUGAAGCUGAAUGUAUACAACUUGAGUCUAAAAUAUGGGCGAACUUCUAGGACUUCCGCUUAUACAUUGGAUUGGAUAUUACGUGAAACGGACUCUAUCAGUGGCGGCUCCUCAGAGGAGGCAACGGAGGCUGAGCCUCCUCAGAGAUUCUCCUUAAACUGAUAUUAUCUAU
Phaedon cochleariae (mustard beetle) is the source of this 6906-nucleotide messenger RNA. The record is from the annotation of a GenBank genome assembly. NCBI's taxonomy places the organism in Eukaryota, Metazoa, Arthropoda, Insecta, Coleoptera, Chrysomelidae.